UUAUCUUUCUCUUGCUCUCUCCCUUCUCUUCUCUAUUAACUUAGUCUUAAAAAUGGCAUCAAAAGGAAAGAAACCAACGAGAGGAACAACUACAAGAAGAGGAAAAAGAAUCAAGAACCUAUCUUCUCCAUGUAGUAUCAAUAGUGACGUCACUUCGACGUCAUCAGCUACUUCAAUAUCCUCAACCGCCACGUCAACGUCGCCGAUUAUAGCCAAUGGAUGUUGUACUCCGAAGUCAAAGAAGUCACGAAUACCGGAGGUGCUAAAGUGUCCACCAGCGCCGAAGAAGCAAAGGGUGGCGCAAAAUUUUGCUUUGAGGAGGAGACAAAUCUCUUUCUUUGCUCCUCCAGAUGUAGAACUCUUCUUUGUUAUGGCACUUGGUUAUAAUCAUGGUCAACAAAUCGAUAAAUAA
This is a messenger RNA of Eruca vesicaria subsp. sativa (arugula), 412 nucleotides long. NCBI's taxonomy places the organism in Eukaryota, Viridiplantae, Streptophyta, Magnoliopsida, Brassicales, Brassicaceae. The record is from the annotation of a GenBank genome assembly.